CGAGUUUAGGGAUUGGCCUUAUUGCAGUCUCACGCGCUUUUACAAAACAAGGAAACAAAUCAUGCGAAUCUAAAAGUCAUACCUGCCUUUUAUAAUCAAUGUUUCUACUCCUUCCUCCUUAUCUCUCCAUCUCUGUGGAGAGACAAAACAAAACAACAUUCUUGAUAUCUUUGGUAAUAAACCUCAUCAGAUCAGAAGCUUCUUCAAUCUUUAUCACACAACGUUACAUCAUUAUUCAUUAGCACACUAAAAUAAAAUAAAAAGCUCAAAUCUUUCUUUUUCACUAGCUUUGAAUUUAAACGCGUUUUCUUCUUCUUCCUCUUCUCAUAAUGCCGUUAAACGCCGUCGUUUUAGCGGCGGUCUUGUGUUUGAUCGUUCUUUCACCGUUUGCCGUCGGAAUACGGACGGGCUCGGGGAGGAUCACGACCAACGGAGACAACGGAAGAAAUGAGUUCAGCAAACUCGGUCCGUUCACCGAAGCUCCGGAGUACAGAAACGGCAAGGAGUGCGCGUCGUCGUCGUCAGCAAACAGAGAGAAGAGCUUCGACCCCUCUCUCGUCCACAUUGCCAUGACUCUGGACUCGGAGUAUCUCCGCGGGUCCGUCGCCGCAGUCCACUCAGUUCUCCGCCACGCGUCGUGUCCCGAGAACGUCUUCUUCCAUUUCAUAUCCGCCGAGUUCGACUCGGCGAGCCCGCGCGUGCUGAGUCAACUCGUCAGGUCGACUUUCCCCUCGCUGAGCUUCAGAGUCUACAUUUUCCGGGAAGACACGGUGAUCAACCUGAUAUCGUCGUCGAUCAGACAGGCCCUCGAGAACCCGCUGAACUACGCCCGGAACUACCUCGGAGACAUACUCGACCGGAGCGUUGACCGAGUCAUCUACCUCGACUCGGACGUGAUCGUGGUCGACGACAUAACGAAGCUGUGGAACACCGAGCUGACCGGGACACGUGUCAUCGGAGCUCCGGAGUAUUGCCAGGCGAACUUCACGCUGUACUUCACUUCAAACUUCUGGUCCGACCCGGCUUUACCGGGCGAGAUCUCGGGUCGGAGGCCUUGCUACUUCAACACGGGGGUGAUGGUGAUGGACAUGGUUAGGUGGAGAGAAGGGAACUACAGGGAGAAGCUGGAGAGAUGGAUGCAGCUUCAGAAGAAGAAGAGGAUCUACGAUUUGGGUUCUUUGCCGCCGUUUCUGCUUGUGUUCGGAGGGGAUGUGGAAGCUAUCGAUCAUAGGUGGAACCAGCACGGUCUAGGAGGGGACAACGUACGAGGAAGCUGUCGGUCGUUGCAUUCUGGUCCUGUGAGUUUGCUGCAUUGGAGUGGGAAAGGGAAGCCGUGGGUGAGACUUGAUGAGAAGAGGGCUUGUCCGCUGGAUCGUCUUUGGGAGCCGUAUGAUCUCUAUAAUAAGCAUAAGAUUGAGAGAGCUAAAGAUCAGUCUCUGCUCGGGUUUGCUUCUUUGUCAGACUUGGCUGAUGAUUCAAUCUUUUUGUGAGAGUUUAAGGAAAAAAUUGCAUUCUUUUUUUUUUUUAACAUCGUCUGCGUUACAGAUUCUACAAUACAUUUGUUCAGGUGAUUCUUUGUUUUUUUCUGGUGUAUAAAUCGAAUUAGAGAAAGAGAUAUUAGAGGGCUAUGGAAGCCAUUGAUGAACC
Raphanus sativus (radish) is the source of this 1647-nucleotide messenger RNA. Its product is annotated as probable galacturonosyltransferase-like 8. Gene Ontology annotation, molecular function: glycosyltransferase activity. Bases 330 to 1490 code for a protein of 386 amino acids. NCBI's taxonomy places the organism in Eukaryota, Viridiplantae, Streptophyta, Magnoliopsida, Brassicales, Brassicaceae. The record is from RefSeq and is a predicted model, not a curated record. The transcript has a single exon. Gene Ontology annotation, cellular component: Golgi apparatus.